Messenger RNA from Protomyces lactucae-debilis, 1114 nucleotides. RefSeq lists its product as uncharacterized. Bases 421 to 1011 code for a protein of 196 amino acids. The transcript has 2 exons. The record is from RefSeq and is a predicted model, not a curated record. Gene Ontology annotation, molecular function: peptidase activity. Gene Ontology annotation, cellular component: membrane; signal peptidase complex. Lineage: Eukaryota; Fungi; Ascomycota; Taphrinomycetes; Taphrinales; Protomycetaceae.
UAGGACUAGCUAGCUAUCCAGGUAGCCUGCAGGCCAGUAGAGCCAUAGUCGAUGAGCUUGCAGAGCAUCAAGACAUCGCUGUAAGCCUCAAACUGCCAAGCACUGCGUCAAAAAUCAGUGGAGACGAGCACCCACCUUCAUCGUUGAAGGACAAGUCACGCGCAUCGGCUCAGCGCUUCAAGAGAGAGCAGAGGAGGCCAUCUUCAACCCUACGCUAGGACAUGCAGACCAAACUCGUGCCGAGCCGGCCGUGUUUACUCUACGCCAUUACUCUGGGGUCUACUGUACUGGACACGUCUCCGUAGAGCGACUCUUCCUCUCUGAAGCAACACAUCAUAUCAUGCUGGACUUAGGCAAGCUGUCUUUCAGGCAGGCGCUCCAGCAGUUCCUCGACGUCUGCCUAAAUGGCACCGCGCCUUUAUGGCCUGGAAGGCAGUCAGCCUCGCCAUGGACUUCGAACUGCCUGCCCUGGUCCUCCUGUCGGGCUCCACGGAAACAGCCGUUCAGCUCGGCGAUUUGCUCUUCAUGAUAAGCCUGCCCUCAAUGGCCGACAUUGGCGACAUCGUCGGCUACAUUAUUCAGGACCGCUCUAUUCACAUUGUUCACCGCGUCAACAAGAGCCACAUUCCAGCGCAGUCGGCGAUCAAUGAGCUACGCAAGCCCAUCAAGUUUGUGCAUGGGUUCAUCAACAAAAGGAAGACACGCGUCAACUUGUCAAAGGGGCAGCAGGCAAGCUUGCGUGGCUGUCGCGUCAACUCACUCAGCCAAGAGGAACCAAACCGCGGCCCAUCGCAGAAGCUUUUCACUAAAGGCGACAACAACAAUGACGGCGAUUUGACGCUCUACGCACCUGGGCAGCGCACACUAGACCGCAAGGGGGACGUCACUAAUGUGGUCUAUGGUUUCAUGCCGUAUGUGGGUAUGGUUACGCUCCCUACCAAUGACUAUCCAGCACUCCACUACCUCAUGCUAGGCGGCAUGGGCCUUACGGCGCUCAUCAGCAGAGAAUAAACAGUAAUCGGCGUCGUUUUCUCGUUACUCCACAAGGCAGAUGGCGUGAGUGAGCCGACAAUGCACACGCACGCAACUCACAGCCCUCUGCACAUGCGUGAAG